This is a messenger RNA of Sardina pilchardus (European sardine), 2198 nucleotides long. RefSeq lists its product as uncharacterized. The record is from RefSeq and is a predicted model, not a curated record. The coding region runs from base 127 to 2172 and encodes 681 amino acids. The transcript has 13 exons. NCBI's taxonomy places the organism in Eukaryota, Metazoa, Chordata, Actinopteri, Clupeiformes, Clupeidae.
GAACAGAACAUGUAGGGCUUAUUGAUGUAUCAUCUGUAUGUUUAGUGUUAUUUGUCUUAUUUGGUGUCAACUUCUGGACUCAAGUUAAUUGUUUGUAAAAGAAAAUUCUUGGUCAAUAAACCUGAUAUGAUUUGUCCAUCUAAUUUGUCCAGUUAUGAGAGAACUCUUGGGAUUCGGAAUACAUCAACCCCUAUGAAGUCAAACCGUUAUGAAGUGCCAGGUGCUCCAAUAUUGUCUAGUAUUUCCAGUGGAACAGAAAGAGAUGAGCAUCUAAGCGCAAUUGCAGAGGCCCCGGAAAUGGACAUCCUUGAGCAGAGCCUGCAUGACAUGAGCAUUGUGGAAGAGGAUCUGGAUGAAGAUGCCUUCAAUGACCACAUGAACAGUGUGAUUGAUUGGGCAGAAGAGGGGCCCAAAUUUCACAGUGACCCGGAGGACAGCUCUGACGAGGAAUACCUUCCACCAAUUUCUUUGCGAAUGGGUGGUGCUCUGAAGGGAGCACAGGUAAUUGAUAAUCUGCCAACUAUUGGGAUCGAUGAGACUGUCCACGACCUGUGUGCCCCUGAAGUCCUUUCCAAUGAGCCCUUGAGUCUUGAGCCAAUUUUGCCAGGCCCCCAGAAGGUACUUCGUGAGGACGAUAUCGUUGGUGUGAGAGCAGCACUCCUCUAUGAGAACAGCUUGAGGCAGCUGGUCUCAUUUUUAACUCUGCCUGUGGACACAUGCACUGGUGUCUUGAGGAAUGGUGUGGUGUGUAACAGUGUUGCUCCCUUUCCAACUGUCAUAAACAUCAAGGGCACUGCAAUGAGCGUUGAAUGGAUCUGCCCUAAUGGACAUUGUCUAUGGCGGUGGAACUCCCAACCCAUGCUAAAUUUUGGCAUGCAGGCUGGGGACUUUCUACUUUCCACAAACAUCUUGCUGUCUGGAAACAAUUAUGCCAAGGUUGCCCUCCUUUUGAAAUUUAUGAACAUCCGAAUGGUCAACCCAACUACUCACUACACAAUCCAGGACACAUACUGUGUUGACGCUAUUAAAGAAUACUGGGAAGAGAAGAGGUUAGAGGUCAUCAGCCGACUUCAAGGGAAGGAUGUUGUGCUCUUGGGUGAUGGCAGAAAUGACUCCCCAGGGCAUUGUGCACAAUACUGCAGCUACACGACCAUGGAGCUUGAUAGCAAGGAAAUUGUCUAUGUGACCAGUAUAGACAAGCGGCAGACAAACUGGAACUCCAAUGCUAUGGAAAAGGAAGGUUUUAUUCAGACUCUGGAAAAACUAACCAAAGAGAUAAAGGUUGUGGAGUUCUGCACCGAUGCCCAUGUCCAGAUUGGAGCCCUUUUGAACCCAGACAAAGGCAAGUAUAAGGAGCUGGGGAUUCACUACAGCCUGGACAUAUGGCAUGGUGCAAAAAACCUGUCCAAGACAAUUGCUGCCGCAGGAAAGCUGAAAGGCCAGUCCAUUCUUCUUCAUUGGUUGAAGGAUGUAGUCAACCAUUUCUGGUGGUGCUGCAAGACAGCAGAUACAUUUCAGCAGUUUCUUGCACUUUGGAUUGGGGUUCUGCACCAUGUGUGCAACCAGCAUACCUGGGCGACUGGAAGUUGCCAACAUGAUCACCUUGAGGACACUCAUGGGAAACAGUGGAUUGAGAGAGAUUCCCAGAGCCACAAAGCGCUAGUGAGCAUUGUCCUCAACAAACGCUGGCAGAAGAAUGUCCAUAAGUUUCUGCGCUUCAGAUCAACAUCACAUCUGGAGUCAUUUCAGAACCAUAUCCUGAUGUAUGCCAGCAAGCACCUGGCCUUCACUCCACAAGGGUAUCAGUCUAGAGUUUUGCUUGCUGCUCUGGACUACAAUUUCCACUGCAAGCGUCCAACUUACAGGACGGCUGAGGGCCAACAAGUUCUUCGGAAGAAGUACAAUAAAAAUGCCAGAAGAUACAGCCUAUAUGCCUUGAAGUGUGGAAAAUCCUAUGACUACAUCCCUGAGUUGCAAGCCCGGAUUGUGAAAGGAAGAGUUGGAAGCGGAGUUGGGAUGCCGCGAAAGAGGACCCUACGCCCGGAUGAUCCAAGGCAGCUUGGUGUUGUGCCCCCAAUACCUCCACCACCAAUGUCUGAGUUGAUACGCACACAUGUUAGCAGAGGUCUAGGAUCAGCCUUCGAUGCUGCCACCAACAUACAGGAAGAUUAAGUUGUUUGUUUGUAAAUACUGUAAAU